UUAUAGCAGUAUAAUUCGGAAUUUAGUCCAGUAGUUGUCCUAGUAGCUUUUGAAAAAUGUGCUCUCGAUAAAGUGUGUGUCCGAUCUUUCGAUGCAUUAAACAUGAAUCCCGAUUGCCAGGGCAACUGCCCGGCAUGCCACCAAUGGAUGGGCCAGAUGUGUGCCCACUGCAGGGAUCUGGUCGUGAAAACGGUCAACGAUGUCUGGGCCACCUGGUGCGCCGAAGUGGCUCCAUCAUUGUACAAGAAUCUUAUCGAGAUGCCCAUCCUGGACUCGGACAGAAUUUGCGAGCUGCUGCAGCUGGAGGAGGACGUUGAUGAUGAUGAGUUUGACGAGUUGCCACUGCAAUAUGAGGACUUAUCGUGCUGGCAAACGGUGGUCCUGGUGUUAAUUUAUGUUGUUGUUCUUGUGCUUCUGGCUGUGUUGUGUCGCUGUUGGAGAGGCCAACACCAUGUGGAAAUGCAGACCGAUGACACAGAGAUCGUGGAACGGCGGCAGGAUGAAUCGAUAAUAUCGGAACAAUCUCAGAGAGAAUCAUCAAUAUUGGAGCUACCCUCGAUAACGGAAGAGGAGCCAGCUAAAUCGAAGCGAGCAAAGAAAUCGAAAAAAUUGUGCAAAUGCUUAAAAAAGAAAUCGCAACCAACGCCGGAGAAAUCAUCCAAAUAUGAGGCACCAUCCAAAUCAAAGGCAACAGCUGGCCCAAUUGUAUGGGGUGAAUCAACAACUCAAACUGUGGAAGUAUCAGAAAAAACUAUUUCCGGAUCGAGCAAAUCGAGGCGACCAACAGGAUAUCCCAGAGGCGAUGAAGUGCCAAACGACGAGUCUCCACCAUUAUCGGAGAAACCAUCGAAAGCAGCGCAGCCGGUAUCAAUAUUUUAUACCCCAACAAUAUCGGAACCACCGAUGAAGACAACGGAACCGGAAUUUAAGGGCCGAGCAAGAAUCAGUGAUCAAUCACCAACGACGGUGUCCCCAGCACAAUCGGAGCGAAGGAUAGAUACAGAGGAGCCUACGCCACACGUAAGAGUAUCUUAUCAAGAGCCAGACUCGGAGCGACCAUCUAAGUCGGAGCAACCGUCAAAGCCUGGGGAACACGCCGCUUCAGAUAACUUAGAGCCGCCUAAACAGAAAUCCAGCAAAAUCAAAGCCUGGCUAAGAUAUAAAGUUCGUCCGAUCUUUGUGCACAAUCAGGAUGCUCUCCGACGCCAACAGAAUAAGUACAAGGAGAACGAGAGAUUCAAGCAGCUCAACACCGAGAGAAACAUUGACAAAUGGACGAAGGCACGGGAAAAAGUGGAAAGAAAACGGCAAAUUGAAAGAGAGAGCACUGAAAGCAAAGACGAAAAAGUUGGACUAACUUGGGGAAGGUUAAAGAAUGUCAACAUAAUUGCCCAAUAA
Drosophila navojoa is the source of this 1398-nucleotide messenger RNA. RefSeq lists its product as uncharacterized. The record is from RefSeq and is a predicted model, not a curated record. Lineage: Eukaryota; Metazoa; Arthropoda; Insecta; Diptera; Drosophilidae.